Molecule: messenger RNA, 2983 nt
Organism: Prosopis cineraria
Lineage: Eukaryota; Viridiplantae; Streptophyta; Magnoliopsida; Fabales; Fabaceae
Exons: 9
Coding region: 357-2585 (742 amino acids)
Biological process (GO): chloroplast organization
Cellular component (GO): chloroplast outer membrane
Source: RefSeq, a predicted model, not a curated record
AUAUAUUCUCCACUUUCCAAUUCAACCUCACCACCAUUAAUACGUGGUGUAGCGUCUUGAUAUAUAAUAUAUAUAUAUAUAUAUAUACAUAUUUCAAUUCACCAAUGUUUCUUGAACUUCCUUGUUCCACACAAGAAUCUUUGAAGAUGUCUAUUGUCAAUAAUUAAUUAUUUUACCCAUUCAUUUUUUUUGUUUUGAAGGGGGUUUCGAUCUCUUCAAAUUCAACAUUCCAGAAUGAUCACACGCGUUUUGUGAACAUAGUGGUCUGCAACUCCAACUUGUUCUUCUUCAUAAUCUUCUUUAUUUUUUAUUUUUUAUUUUUGGUUUAGUCAAAUAAAUAUAAAUCUUUAGGAUUCAUGGCUACCAUGGGUUUUUGUGGCUUGAAGCCAUUGUUCCAUCGGCGCAGCAAGACAUUUGCUUUUGAGGCAAUGAAAGGCCAAAGCAUGCCCAAGAAUAUGAAGCCAUCGAAAGUUAAGAAAAAGAGAAGAGAAGAGUCAAUGAAGAGUUCAGUUGCGAGUACAGACCAAUUGGUUUUAAUGAUGGACCUCCAUAAGAAGAUCUUGGCCUUCAGGGACAUCCUGGACCUCCCUACUUGUGAUACCUCUGCUUCAUUACGUGUGCUGGUAAUUAAAACACUGGAGAAUCUGCAAAGGCUUUACCCAGAGGUGAUACCAGCUAAUGAAGUGUCAGAGAUCAAAGACAAGUUUAUAGAUGAGGCUCUAGCCUACUUCUGCAAGGCUUUGAAGUCUCUUGGAGAGUCAUGGACGGUGAACAAUGAGUCUAUAAACAAGUUCAAUUUUGAGUUGCCUUCAUGUAAUGAAGACGGCACCAACAUGCAGCAGCUAGGUGAAGCUUUAAUGGCCAUACUGAAUCAUUUGAUGAAAAUGGCGAGUGAGAAUUUUGAGAUGAUGGAGGACGAUGAGCAAAAGAAAGAGUUGAGAUACAGUUCAUCGUUUACUGAUAGCAUCUAUUCUUGCAGCUCUCCUCCGAUCACGCCGACUUCGGUUCUUCCACAAGAGAUCAAGUAUUCUUAUUCUAAGUACAGCCGUAAUAAUAGUCAGAAGAUCAAUGAUGGAGAAAGCCCGCCGAGAACUUCAUCGGCUUCAUCAUCUUCCUCGCCACUUCUCUGGUCUCUCAGACUUCAAGCUGUGGGAAAGUUGAAUCCUCUUGACAUCAAGCGCUUGUCCUUCCACAUGCCACAACGUGAACUCAAUGACGAGAAUCAUAAGAAUAUGGAGGUGGAUGGUAAAUCUGAAAAGGACAAUUUAGAGGAUCUCGUUUUUCCUAUGGACUCAGUGGACGAAUCAUCAGUGUCAGAUACUCACAAUGACCAUACGAAGUCAGAUGAACCUCCAGCAGAAACACCAUUACUUCCAAUUCGCCACUCCCCUUCCUCUCUGCCGCCGCCGCCGACUCCUCCGCCUCCUCCACCAUCACCGCCACAGUUGCUGCAGAAUGCAGUGGUCGUAGGUCCCCCACCCAUGCCGCAGCUGCCGCCUCCUCCUCUUCCUCCAUCAUCGGCACCUAACUUGCAGCCAAAUGCAGCAACAACCAAUAAUCUUCGGCCACCUCCUCCGCCUCCACUUCCUCGACGGCCAGGUUUAGCUCCGCCGGCGCCACCACCCAUGCUUCCACCAGGGGGUGGAGUUCCAGCACCUCCACCGAUGGUGACGCCGAGAAAUGGAGGUGCUCCUCCGCCGCCACCUCCAGGCGGUGCAGGUAGGUGCCUUCGUCCCAAAACGACUACUAAGUUGAAAAGGUCGUCUCACAUUGGCAAUCUGUAUCGAACUCUCAAGGGAAAAGUGGAAGGCUCGAGCUUGAAUGUCAAAUCAUGUGGUGACAGACGGAGUGGAAUUGGACAAAGCGCCGCCGCUGGAGGAAAACAAGGCAUGGCCCAAGCUAUUGCAGAGAUGACCAGAAGAUCAUCUUACUUCCAACAAAUAGAAGAAGAUGUUCAGAAGUACGCAAAACAAAUCACAGAGCUGACAUCUUCAAUAUCUAAUUUCAAGACAAAUGAUAUGACAAAGUUGGUCAGUUUCCACAAAGUUAUUGAAUCUGUUCUUGAGAAUCUCAUCGAUGAAUCACAGGUAUUGUCACGAUUUGAAGGUUUCCCAACGAAGAAGUUGGAAACUAUAAGAACGGCUGCCGCGCUAUACAGUAAGUUAAAUUCAAUAGUUUCAGAGCUUCAAAGUUGGAACGUAGUGCUUCCCUCGGGUCAGUUUCUGGACAAGGUCGAACGUUAUUUCAACAAGAUAAAGACAGAAGUGGACGCUUUGGAGCGAACCAAAGAAGAAGAGUGCAAGAAAUUUAAGAGUCAUAACAUCGAAUUCGACUUCACCAUUCUCAUAAAAAUCAAGGAAGCAAUGGUGGAUGUUUCCUCCAGCUGCAUGGAGCUAGUGCUAAAGGAGAGGCGCGAGGAAUCUGCAGGAUCGAAGUGUAAAAAUAAUGGGAAUGCAAAAUUGCUAUGGAGGGCUUUUCAAUUCGUAUUUAGGGUUUACACGUUUGCGGGUGGGCAAGAUGAUCGAGCAGACAAGCUAACCAGAGAACUAGCUCGUGAAAUAGAAAGCAGCCCCAUCAACGCAUGAUCGAUGUUAUUUAUAUUGCGAGCCUUAAUUAAUCACUCUAGUAUACGGAUUACAGACUCGUUGAAAAUAAACACUAUAUCUUUAAUAUAAAAUAUAUAUAUAUAUAUAUAUAAUAUAACAUAAACACUAUAUAUUAUAUGUAGUAAUUAAACUCGAAGUUGGUGAGGUCGUUGCAGCAAUAUAUGCGCACCCAUCACGGAUAAAAUUUCCUUUUUCUCAAGCCAUUUUUCAUGACGAUGGUUGGAGUUGUAGUUUUUGAAAGGAGAUUAAUUAAUUCAUAAUUAUGAUUUAGAUUAAUAAAUUGCAAUGACUUUCCUGUAUCUUAACUUUGUUAAUUUAAUUUGUUGUUUCUGUCAUAUAAAUAGGUGUAGGAUUUAUUUAUAAUUAUGAUUAUGAUU